Molecule: messenger RNA, 2465 nt
Organism: Seminavis robusta
Lineage: Eukaryota; Bacillariophyta; Bacillariophyceae; Naviculales; Naviculaceae
Source: the annotation of a GenBank genome assembly
GCAGGCUCAUUUUUGAGGAAAGCUCGGGAAGGCUCUCGGGAAAUUGGUGUUUCAAACCCAAACAGGAUCACGUGACGACCAUUCCCCAUAACAAAGUUAUCCAACUCUCUCUCGGCUCUUCCCACAAUCAUCCCUCGCAGAUACUAGUACCAGACCCCGCCACCCAGAUAUUGAGAUUCGAUUCUACCAUGGUUCUAGGAUUUCUUCUCCGUCGUAGCUCAAGAGCAGCAGAUGAUGCCAUCAUCAACGAUUCGCAUGUUGUUGCUACUCCUGCCAGGUCCAAGUCCGAGCGGGGUUUUCAUCACCAGGAAUCCACAGUCAGGACCCACGUAACGUUUCUUGAGGAGAUUGCAGAGAGAAGUGGAAGAACUGGCGAUUGUCAAUCCCCUCGAUCCGUGGCAGUGCUGCAACUGGAGGAGCCGUUAAAAGAGAAACUCAACAUAUCAGCAAUGGCCAAGGAGAGAAGAAAAGAACCCAAGUCUCCAUCACCAACAACACCAACAGCAGUCCAUGGCACGAGAAAACAACAACAACAAGAUGAUAGGAAGGAGAAGUCGUCGCAUCAACCAGUGAAUAGGAAGAAGCAUUCUUCUUCCACCAAACGACGUCCAUCUACCAAAAAGGGUCCUCGAAAGAGUGUUCUCCGCCAGGAUCCAUCAUUGGUGGAUAUGAACAAGUUUUGGGCCAACACAUCCGAGGAAGCAGCUCGUCAAGCCAAUGAACGCCGAGAAGCGCAACGACAAUACUUGCGAUGGCAGCAGUACUAUUCCAUUCAAACCUAUCAACAACAGAGACGAUUGCAACGGCAGAAAAAACAACAACAAUUCAACAAGGAUACCCCAGUAGUACCGGCAGCAGGCAUUACCAUGAAGAACAGGACCAGCUACACGCGCAAGACACUCCCAAAAUUGGAGUUGAUCCAGCCGAGUCCCAGCAUGGACGAUUCUUCUGUGGACAGCGAGGAGAUGGAAGAUUGGUUACUACCAGUGACUCCACUGCCUUGCCAUUCUAUCACAUGGCGAUCCCCCGAAGCCAAGCCACACGGCAAUAGUCUGACUUUUGCAGACAACGUACUGGCCGGCACUGUCACCACCAAAUCAGAAACUCUGACAACUACAGCCAUUGUUCUCAAGGAGAAUACCUUGAAAGAGGCCGACAGUACCAUCAAUGAUCAAGAGAAGAACCAGGAAAGUCAUCACCCAGGUCACCAACUGACAACCGAAGCUGUCCAGAAACUCCCAGCCAAGGAGGCAGCAGCUCCAACAAUCAGUCCUACCAAGGUGGAAAAUGUACGCAGUGCGCUCUCCACGGUACAAAAGUUCUACAACAAACGCGGUUCACCCGUGCCCGCAACAGUGGAAACGCCGCAACCUUCCACUGCUCUAGUGCCCUACGUUUCCAAAAAGAACCAAGACAAUGCGCAAGAUGAUGAUCAUGCUUCGCUGUCGUCCUCUUCUUCUUCCUCCUCCUUGUCGGAUUUGGAGUCUGUCGCUAUCGAAGAGGAUACCGAGGUCCCCACCAAGAUGUUUACCAAACAGAUUGUCAACGCGCAAGCCUCUGUCAGUCCACGUCGAUCCGUCUUUUUCGAAGCCGCUCCGCUGUUGGGAAUGUACAGUCGUGGCCGGCAGCAGGAAGAACAUCGCUCCGUGCCCAAUAUACAUGUCGUGACCAAGCACAACGGGGCCGGAGAGAGAAAAGUUAUUGUGGAAGUCUAAGUACCCGUGCAGAUCGCAGUCACAGCAUUGAUGAAGGUACCGGUACAUACAGUACAUAUUUGGAGGUCGUGUCGACUUCCUGAUUCUCGUGCUCUUGGUAGUUCAGACGUUGCACUGGAUUUUCCAUCUAUGGUCCUGCUUUGAAAGGAAUUGCACAGCUCGAAGGACAGUGGACUAGGAGGUAUCGAGGCACUUCUAGCGUGGUUUUAUUAAUGUCUACACGAGGCAAGUAAAGAACGUACUAGAAACAAGUAGUUUUGUAGUUUUGUGUAGGUUUCCAAGAGUUUCCUUUUUCCCGGCUUUGAAGCAAUGUGGAGCCAUGCUUCGCUGUCCGAGCAAGGUACGGUAGGGUGAAAGAUGCAAGAGAUCUUUCACCAACUCAAUGCGCUCCUAAUAAUCAAUGGAUUCGAUUCUUCCAUGGGCUUUUGCUUCAAUACUUGAAAGUUGGUCAAAGCCAGAGGAUGGGUUCCUAGGUAUAUCGGCGGCGCGAGCGUCCCCGGCCGGCCAGAAGCCAUUCGAGCUGGGAUAUGGGGCCCAGUGAGAGUCCAAAAGCAAAACAAUGUAAAUAACAAAUUCGACUCACCAGGAGCUAACAAAAAGUAGACUAGCAAAUAACGAAAGCAAUGGGUGAGAGGCUCAUAUGGUAUUUGCGUACAACCAGUGCAGGAUGGAUCAAGCUUGUAGCCCUCCUCAACAUCUAUAUGAGCGGGAAGUCAGUAGCUGCCUUGGUUGUAAGUAGUGCGCGUAAAA